AUGGACAUUGAUGCAAUCACGUUCCUGUGCACGUGCCUGCUGGAAGCCCUGACGCUCAUCAUCCUGCUUGGGACACUCUGCAGACGCUGUAGAGAGCGCAGCGAUCCCACUGUGAACGUAGCAAAAGGCGCUUUUCGCCGACUCCUGGCAUAUGUUCGAGAAGCGCUGGGGGUCGCUUUUGCAAGUUCUGCAAGUCUGAGACAUGUGGAGCGGAGCUUUCAUGCGGCGCUCUGUGGCUUACUGAUCCAAUCGAGCUGGGUGAUCAUGUUGGCAUUUGUAUUUCGCUUCUUUCUGCUGCAGUUCCGGUACAUCUCACAGAUUGAGCAUCCUACUCCACCAUUACUGGAUAUCGCUGCCAUCAUCCUGUACGCGCUUUGCUUGCUGUGGUCUACCCUCGGCACCUUUGUGGUCACACCUCGCACACUGGAUUCCUGGACCACCAUUGCCUGGUUGCUUAACAUUGUGCCGCUCGUUCUUGAUCGUAGUGGGCAAGCAACCAACCUGAUUGCUCACCGCACCUUCAUUGUCCGGCUGCUUUGCUGUUUGUCGGUGAGGCACUUUUGGUUGGCGUGCUGCUUGAACAGCCUCCACCUGCUCAUCGUUAUUGUGCGACUUGAUCAAUCGACCUUUAGUGAGGAUCGCAGUGUGCACAGCACAAUGCAUGUGGCCACGCUUGUUCUGGCCUAUGCCUUUCGCCAGCAGAUCUACGCCAAUGUCAGUGUGGGUUUUGAUCUCAAGACCAGCGCUACUGGGCUCGAUGCAGCUUCACGUCUCCUCAACGGUUUCUGUGAUGCUGUCGUCGAGCUCGACGACACUCUGAAGGUUCGAGGAAACGUCAAGCAGUUCUCGACUAUGCUCCUACACGAGAAUUCCUCUGGCUCUGUAGCAGAGAACAGUAGCUUUGUCAGCUUCUUCAGCCCAGCCGACCGCGAGCACGUGGAGCGCAGUUUACGUUCGGAUGACGGCCAUGCCAUUCCUCAAGCACUGCAUGCGAAGAUCUUGGAUUCGAUGUCGAAUGCUCUGUCAGUGGAGCUGCUGCAUGUACGCUUCCGCAAGCCAUCAGGAGAGAUGUGCCAGCUGGUGGGCGUGCGGGAGUUCCAAGACUUUUCUGCCGUGAGCCCGCUUGCGUCUGCCGCGCCUGCGAGAAGCUCGCCGAAAGUGCCGCAGCAUGCCACUGCUGCAGUCGGCAGGGCCCAGUCAGACUCCGACCUGCUCUUCGAUAUGGACACGUUCCAAGUCCUUUUCGUGAGUGACCGUUUGGCUGCCAUGUUCGAAGCUCAUACCGGUAACUGCCUGGCGGAGGGGAUGUCGCUAUAUGAUGCUUUCUCAUCCUCCGAACUGCAGGGCGCCUGCGUCCAGUUGCAGAAUGCCAAAGCGCAAUGCAACCUGGAGGAUGCUUCGGGCAAUGCGGUGGUUGUCUCUACAGAUUUCAUGCUCCUGCAGCAUCACAUUUCGCAAGUCAGUAUUGAAUACGACUGGGCCCUCAACACAUGGGCUGGAUACCUGUGUCUACGUUCAGUUGUGGACGAUGUGGGAAGUUUGGCGGAGCGAGUUGAAACGGACAGCGUCUCGAGCAGCAGGUCCAGGUGCAGCCGAAGCAGUAGCAGGAGGAGCCGGAGGAGCAGAAGGAGCAGGAGGCUUCAGGAAAGAGGUGCCGAAAGGCAGCUGAGCCAUCACACCCAAGGCAGCAUCCUAGAGCUCCAUGCGACCAAUGUUUCGUUGUAA
Molecule: messenger RNA, 1725 nt
Organism: Symbiodinium natans
Lineage: Eukaryota; Dinophyceae; Suessiales; Symbiodiniaceae
Source: the annotation of a GenBank genome assembly